CUUGGACAUUCUAAUAUCUGAAUUCACACCUCAUAAUUGAACUAUCCCGCAUCCCUGGUUGAUCGCUACUGUUGUUAAUGAUCCCAUUGAAAUUAUAUAGUACGUGAACCCGUCUCAAGGGAUCGUCUUGGAGGCAGACUCCUCCAAACGUACAUAACUGAAGCGCCCGCAUCUUGCUUUCUGCUUUAUUUCCAUCUUCUCCUUUCCAAGGGCCAGCUUGCAUCUCGCCGCAUUUACCUUCGAGAAUAUCAGCAGCAGCCAAGUUGGCGCUUGCGACAACACCACUGUUAACGGUCAUCAUCAGCCCAAACGCAGCCACACUUGGGCCACAAACCCCUAUCUCACUCUCAGACCUGCUAUGACACAACAUGGAGUCCUUUCGAAUAUUAAUCUUACCUUCCUACCCAGCGAAAUCAUUUCUGAAAUUGCUGAACAUCUGCCAUCUGUGGAAGACGUUCUAUCCCUGUCCUCUGUGAACCACAUGCUUCGUGAUGCUAUAUCUACCCCAGUUGUAUUCAAACAUCGCGUUGCUUUGCAUGGUUGGGACGUUGAGCCUUGGGAGGACAUAUUGGGUAACCCGAUCCCCGACAAAGAUAUGCUGAGGAGAUGGCAGAAGAUUGAUCUAGCACACGAAAGGAUGGACGAGCUUAUGGAGACGGGCACCCGUAUCAACCCUCCGGAAUUCAAUGCAGAUAAUCCCAUGCCUGCUCUCCCAACGAUUAUGUGGGCUGUUCAUACGCUCGAUUUACUGUCUUUGAUACUCGAAAAUCAUUGUAAGCCCUUGGCUUCUUUACUUUGUGCAAUGUAUGUUUACCUUCUAUCACUGAUUAUGUUAGGUCAUAUGAAUAGUUUGCGUUUAUGUAGCGAAGCUCAUCGCGGGUUGUGGCCCAUGGCAAUCGAGAUACUCGACUUGGCGAAUGACUGGUCCGUGGACGGUAGCCGGGGACGUGCGAAUGUCUUCCAGGAUCUCUAUCGCACACGCUUUCAGACUCUUCACCCAACCCAACAUGCACUGUUUAAUCUUGUAUCAGUGUUGUGCACUCAGGAUACAGCCGUUCUACGCUCUCUAUUCGGGAGCGCGUUCUGCAGUAUCACUACAAUACCCAAAUACCACGUCCUCAUUGACUUGCGGAUGUCUUCCGACGUCACGAACGACAACUACCACCGAUUCUCCCCAUGUAGCCUCUCUUUUGCAAUCCUCUUGCUCCAUCUUCGACUUAAGCCGAACUUCAAGCAUCUGCUGCCUGGUAUCUCAAUGCCCGUCCAGCCCGCUAUGCAUAACUUUCAACUUGGACAGCGGCUUUCCACGUCCGACUUCCCCUUCAAUUCGUUGCUACCAGCAGAAACUCGACCACGAUGGGUUGGAUUUUAUAGCUAUGCUUGGGACGGGACCCUUAUGCUCGACCCUCCCAUGCGCAUUUCAUUCACCUCCGUUGAACAGGAACUCGAUCAAGUGAUUUUCUUCGCCACAGCAAAUGACUCAGUCGGUCCUUUUAAUCUCAGUGGGAGUAUCUCUUUGAAAAGCGGAAAUGUGGAAGCAAUGAAGCGAUAUACCAUGGUAGGAGGACCUGUUUGGCCAUGGGAUGGUACAGUUUUGCCUUGGGGGAUGGUAGGGGCUUGGGGCGAGGACCAUCAACAUGGGUGGUGGUGGAUAUGGCCUGAGCUUGCUUGAAGUGUUCCUUUUACGAGAUCGCCGAUGUUCGUCCUGGCUUCGACUUCUGUUUCGACUCGACAUUUUAUCAUAGUUGGAUAUGAUAUACUCGCUAACUAUCCAUUAAUGGUUGCAAUGAAUAUAGUGUAGAUACUCGACUGCACCAAGUUAUGUGUUUUACAGAGCAACUUUCUCAUCUUUGCUUUGUUCUCACCGACGUUUGUCACGUCCGAUGUCGUUCGCUGAACCUGCGGAUCGAGU
Messenger RNA from Somion occarium, 1912 nucleotides. NCBI's taxonomy places the organism in Eukaryota, Fungi, Basidiomycota, Agaricomycetes, Polyporales, Cerrenaceae. The record is from the annotation of a GenBank genome assembly.